Molecule: messenger RNA, 2303 nt
Organism: Oryza brachyantha (malo sina)
Lineage: Eukaryota; Viridiplantae; Streptophyta; Magnoliopsida; Poales; Poaceae
Product: ubiquitin-like-specific protease ESD4
Exons: 9
Coding region: 125-1606 (493 amino acids)
Biological process (GO): protein desumoylation
Cellular component (GO): nucleus
Molecular function (GO): deSUMOylase activity
Source: RefSeq, a predicted model, not a curated record
GAAAGAAAACGAAACGGAGAAAAAGACGGAGCGGGACGGGACCGGAGCUCCGUCUCCAAUUCCCCCCGAGGCCGAGACGGCGCCCGCUCGAUCCAGGCGCAGGCUAGGGUUUCCGCCGGCGGCCAUGGGCGCGCUCACCGACACCCGCAAGCGCCUCUCCGCCGACCACCGCCUCCUCCCCUCCUUCCCUCCCUCGCCCCCGCCGCCCUCCAAGAAGCCCAAGCUCGCGCCCCUCCCCUUCUCCUCCUCCCUCACCGCAUCCCUUCCUCCCUCGCCGUCGUUGCCCCCUAAUCUCCCCUCCUCCUCCUCGUCGUCCUCCUACGCCUCCGCUGCAGCUGCGCCGGGCCCCUCCUCGGCCGCCGCGGCGUCCACCUCGUACUCUUCCGGCAUCCCCUCCUCCACGCCCUACCGGCACCGCCGCCUGCCGCCGCCGCCGCCGCUCCCGCGCCCAAUCCACGGGCCACACCGCGUCGUCCGCGCGUUCCGCCUCGGCUCCGCCCGCUCCCGCUGCGGGGGCCCUUCCCCUUCGUCGCCGCCGCCGUGGCGGUCUCUCGGCCUCGAGCAGUAUGUUGAGCUCGUCAACAGCGUCGCCCACCUGCCGCCGCCAAGUCCUUCCUCCGCCGAUGCGCCGAGGACGAGGGUGGAGGUGAUCGCCGUGGAAGACGCGGAGGAGGGGAAAGACGACAAGGAAGAGCAUGAGGAGGAGGAGGUAAAGGGUAGGGUUGUGGUGAGGAGGACCCCCCUCUACAAGGAGCUGUACGAGGCAUCCAGCCGGCUACGGGAUGGCAAGCUCAGGACACUUCAGUUCGAGGUGCGCCUCGCGGAGAAGGGCCGCCUCGGCCUUGAGCAGCUUGCUGAUGUCCUCCCACGAUUCACUCCCAAGAAGAAGGAGGUGCAUGAACCUUUUGCCCCUCUUAUGAAUGAGGAUGAGAAUAGUGUUGAUCAUGCUCUUGGCAGUCGUAACAGACGUGAAAGGCUAGUGGUACAUGAAUCAUCAAAUAUUGUUAUAACAAGAGAGAUCUUGCAGUGCUUGAAUGAAACAGAGUGGCUAAAUGAUGAGGUCAUAAAUUUGUAUCUUGAGCUGCUGAAAGAGAGGGAACUGAGAGAACCUAGCAAGUUUUUGAAGUGCCACUUCUUCAACACAUUUUUUUACAAAAAGCUCAUUACUGGUGGGUAUGAUUAUAAGUCUGUUAGAAGAUGGACAACUAAAAGGAAGUUAGGUUACAGCCUAAUUGAAUGUGAUAAGAUCUUUAUUCCUAUACACAAGGAAGUACAUUGGUGUUUAGCAGUCAUAAACAUCAGGGACAAAAAGUUUCAAUAUCUGGAUUCUCUUGGCAGCAUGGACAUGAAGGCUUUGGGAAUUCUAGCAAGGUACCUUGUGGAUGAGGUGAAAGACAAGAGUGGCCAACAUAUUGAUGCUCUUUCAUGGAAGCAAGAGGGUGUAAAAAACCUUCCUUUGCAAGAGAAUGGGUGGGACUGUGGCAUGUUCAUGCUCAAAUACAUAGACUUCUACAGCAGAGAUAUGGACCUUAGUUUUGGACAGAAACACAUGUGUUACUUCCGGAGGAGAACUGCCAGGGAAAUUUUGAAUUUGAGGGCUGAAUAAACUGAAGUACAUACAGUGCCACCUAGAAUGUUCACCAGUGGUUGUCUAUGUAUUUUAGAAAUGGUGAUGCGGUCUUUCACGGAGUGCUGAAUGCACGGUUCACAAUUGCUCCAAUAAGCCACUUGUCACGCAACAUGUGGGAGUGCUGCUGAAGAUUGCAUCAGAACUGUUCCUUUGGCUGUGUCCAAGGUGGCUUUCAUCGCAAUGAUUUAUUGAUGGAGAAUGACAUAUGGUUUUCUGGCCGUCUGUAGACUAAGACCACAGUGGGCCAGAGAAUGGUAUGGUUGAAUUUAUGGCCAAGGGUGACUUAAUAUGUGCACAUUUAGCAUUUUCGAGUUCCCCCUUGCAGGCAUCCAGUCACAAGCAAGUUUUAUGUUUUUACAUGACCUGCUUUUGUGCAGCGAGAGUUUUCUGUAUCUCUUUCCUUUUUCUUCUCUUUCCUUUUUCCUCAAUAUGUAUAGUGUUCCUACCCUGAGAAACAUGUUUGUGGAAUGCCUGCGUAGGCCUGUGCUGUGCACUUCAAAGUUUCUUAUGAUAUAUGUAAUCGGUUGAGCAUGAUGGUGGUACCGAACGUAUUAAGGUAACGUUCACACAUUAAGACAUAAAUCAAAUGAUCAUUUUUUGUGUGUUAAAGUAAUCAAGCAAUUUAGGGCCAAGGUUGUAAAUCUGAGUUGUGUUUUUUAUGUUCCUUGGAUGU